AUGGAACUGGGAAGCAUUGUUCACUUCCUUCAGGAUAAGACCAUUUUAGUCACUGGUGCCACUGGCUUCCUUGCAAAAAUUUUUGUGGAAAAAAUAUUGAGGGUGCAACCAGAUGUGAAGAAACUUUUUCUGCUUAUGAGAGUUAAAGAUACUGAAUCCGCUACUCAACGCUUAGAUAAUGAGAUCAUAGGGAAGGACUUGUUUAGAUUGUUGAAGGAAAAACUGGGUACAAGAUUCAAUUCCUUUGUCUCAGAAAAGUUGACUCUGGUACCUGGAGACAUUUCUCAAGAGGACUUGAAUUUGAAGAACUCCAUUCUGAGGGAAGAAAUUUGCAACCAAACAGAUAUUAUAGUUAAUCUAGCUGCGACAACUAACUUCGAUGAAAGAUACGAUGUUGCAUUGGGGAUAAAUACAUUAGGAGUUAAGCAUGUGAUGAGCUUCGCCAAAGAAUGUGUAAAGCUAAAGGUGCUUGUCCACGUAUCAACAGCUUAUGUAUGUGGAGAAAGAGGAGGACUCAUACUAGAGGAUCCACACCACUUUGGUGUGUCACUAAAUGGAGUGACUGGACUAGACAUUGAUAUGGAAAAGAAGAAGGUGGAGGAGAAAUUGAAGGAGCUGAGAGAGGAGGGAGCCACAGAACAUGAUAUUGGAUUGGCCAUGAAGGAGUUGGGAAGUCAAAGAGCAACGAUGUAUGGAUGGCCAAACACUUACGUUUUUACAAAGGCAAUGGGAGAAAUGAUAGUAGGAACUGCAAAGGGAAACAUGAACGUAGUAAUUGUACGUCCCACAAUCAUUACUGGCACUUAUAGAGAACCUUUCCCUGGAUGGAUAGAAGGUUUAAGAACCAUUGACAGCUUAGUUGUUGCUUAUGCUAAAGGAAAGUUAACUUGCUUCCUUGCCAAUCUUAAGGCUGUUUUUGACGUGAUACCGGCAGACAUGGUGGUGAAUGCAAUCCUAGUGAGCAUGGUGGCUCAUGCAAAUAAACCUAGUGAUAUCAUAUAUCAUGUGGGUUCCUCUGUUGUAAAUCCAGUUAGGUACCUUAAUCUUCGAGACUACUGCGCAAGAUAUUUCAUGGAAAAACCUUGGAUAAACAAGGAGGGAAAGCCUGUCAAAGUUGGCAAACUUACCAUAUUGAGCGACAUUGCUAGCUUCCACAAUUAUGUGUACAUUCGUUAUCUGCUUCCAUUGAAGGGACUAGAACUGGUCAAUGCAGCUUCGUGCCAUUGUUUUCAGGAAAUGUGUCUCGACUUCAAUAGGAAGAUCCGCACUAUCAUGCGAUUGUUUGACCUUUACAGGCCUUACUUGUUCUUCAAUGGAAUCUUUGAUAAUAUAAAUACAGAAAAGUUAUUAUCAACGGCAAGAGAAGGUGGAGUAGAGACAGAAUUGUUUUACUUUGAUCCCAAAAUUAUUGAUUGGGAGGACUAUUUCAUGAACAUCCAUUUUCCUGGAAUCAUCAAGUAUGCUUUCAAGUGA
Molecule: messenger RNA, 1473 nt
Organism: Sphenostylis stenocarpa
Lineage: Eukaryota; Viridiplantae; Streptophyta; Magnoliopsida; Fabales; Fabaceae
Source: the annotation of a GenBank genome assembly